UAAAAGUCUGUCUACGUGCGUUUUCUGUAAUAUCGAAGAUUUGAAUUUAUAGCCAACAUAAACUUGAUAUAGUAAAGUUAUUAAUCAAGAUUUGGAUAUUAGUACAUGAAGAAAGUUCGAGAUGGAAUUUGAAAAUACAGUUACCCGGCCUAUACCUGAUUAUACAUUGCUGAAGAUGGAAGUAACACAACAGUCGAAGUCAUGCGAUAUCAAAGUUAAAAGUGGGAAAUGGGAAAAACUGUAUCACAGUUGUGUUCUAGCUAAGAGUCCAUUCUUUGAACAUAUGAUGUGCAGCAAGUUCCGGGAAAGUUCUACAGGUACGGUAGAAUUAUCUGUUGGAACUCCAGCAACAAUCGAUCAAACCCUGAUGUUUUUAUACGGAGAAGAACCAAAGCUGACUUUGAAAAAUAUAGAAUCAUUUGUUGAAUUGGCUGAAUUCUUAAUGUUAAAAAAUUUAAAGUCAUUUUGUAUGAAAUGGCUUCGUGGUGUAUCAGUCGAGCAACUUACAGAUGAUUCAUGUAUGUCCCUGUUACAGUUGAGCACCGUCUACAACAUUACUGUACCAUAUCUAAUUAAAUACAUAGACGCUCACUUGAUGUCAUUAAUACACAAUCCGCAGCUGAUUUCUCUUGACAAACCGUCUGUUGAAUAUAUCUUAUUUGGAAAACGACUAGGAUAUGUCCCGGUUGAUGAAAAGCUGAAGUAUUUCGAGCGAUGGUGUCAGUGUCAUAUGGACACAAUCUCGUUACAGUGGGUCAAAGAAAUUGUCCAGAAGUUCAAUCUCCACGACGUUAGCAAAAACAUAUUGGAGGAUCUUGUUCAACGUCCCCCAUUUGACGGUCUUGACUGUUUAAAAGAUGCUUUAAUGAAUUAUUCUGACUCCGGAUCAAAUAUGCACAAGGUUUUGUUGAUGCCAGACGGUGUUGUUAAAAAUUGUUUUUGGGGUUUAGAUUUACAACAGAAGCAUUGGUACAGGAUUGACCCUUCAUAUCUCACGGGCAAAUAUAUGUCAACAACUGUCUUGAGCCUAAAGAAAGCUGGUUUAAGAACCUCUUCAGAGAUGUAUUUUGUCAAUUUCCGAAAGAUAAGAGAUGGGGGGAAAAGAAGCAGCAUUUCCUGUUUGAAUUUUGUGACUGGCGAGUCUAACAUGUACCGAGUUGUCCUGGAAUUUAAACCACCAUGCUGCGAUAUAAAGCAUUUUACUAUGGCUGGUGAUCUGUGUUUUGCUUGCAUUAAUAUAAAUGAUGACUCCAGGUCACUAGUAUACGCUGGUCAUGUUGGCAGAAAAUCGAUCCAUCUUUCUCAGCUGUUUUCUCUUAGAAAGGGGAAAAUCUACAAAAUGUGUGUUAACGAACUUUCAGAGUUGGCAAUUAUCCCAAACUCAAAGGAUUAUGUACUUCUGUACAACUUUACAGAAUUGUCCUUAACAAAAAAAAACAUUAGAAUUUCCUUUGUCUGACAACAUAAUUCCUUCAAGUAAUCUGGAUGACAUCGGGGAUUUAGAUGAUCUACCAUUAUUCAAUGUUAGAGAAGAUGAAUUUAUGAUAAUUGUAGACAUUCCAAAAACAAGACUAAGGUGUGAACUUAAUUGCCCGCAUUGUAAAGCUAGUCACCCAGACCUAGAUUACAGUGACCUGUCUGAUUCAGAUCUCUUGAGUUACGAUAAGACUAGUGACUCAAAUUCAAACAAUUCGUGUACGUCUGAAACUUCUGAAACGUCAGAAGCAUUUGUAUCAUCUGAAGACGACGAGUAUUCGUCUGACAAUUCAUAUCCCUUUAUGUUUUAUGGAGAUGAGUCUUCAUCUGAUUAUGAUUGAUAUCUGUAGAAAAUCCAAUUCAUAAAAUAGAUUUUCUACUGGGGCUUGUUUAGGACUUUCAAGCAUAUUUACUUGGCUGUUUGUGUAUUUCGUUUUUAUCAUCCGUCAUCGUUCACAUAGGCUUACCACGUUUGACAUAGGUUUUUGCAUUUUACAAAUAAAUUAAACAAUAACAACAUAUAUGGAAACAUCAUUUAAUGAAAUAUUUAAAUUCAUGAUUUUUUUCAGCCGGACUCUGUGAAAUACACAUAGAUCAACUAAAGCAGUAGGAAUACUCUAAUUCAAAUUAGAUUACAAUGUGACUUAGGGACAGUUGUGUCUUUUAUUUAGUUAUAAUAGUAUGGUGAAGAUAAAGAGACAAUGGAAAAGGUAGAAAAAGUAGAGAACAAAAUAGGAAAUGGUAUAUUUCAAAAAAGUAACAUUUAGUCUUAAAAUUGUUCACAUAAGACUGGUGUAAAAUCAGUCAAAUCGGACUAUGAAAAGCAUAUAAAUACGAUUUUCAAUUAAUUCAAAGUUUAUUUCUAAACUAUCUUUGCAUAUAUUUCUGUCUAAAAGUGCCCCAGCUCAUUUAUGUAAGAAAUUCAAAUGUUAUGUUUUUAGGCUUUAAACCUCAGUGGAGUCCCUUUAAUCGUUGAAUUUCUGUGAUAUUUUUCAAUUAUGUACUUGAUAGUAUUUCCCAGACACAUGGUCUGAAGGUCUUAUAUAUCAGUUGUAUAAAACAAAGGUGCUAGUGGCAUUGAUUUGACCUAAAAUGUGUUUAACCUUGUUUUAUAUAUGCCAUAAA
Molecule: messenger RNA, 2601 nt
Organism: Ruditapes philippinarum (Manila clam)
Lineage: Eukaryota; Metazoa; Mollusca; Bivalvia; Venerida; Veneridae
Exons: 3
Coding region: 122-1459 (445 amino acids)
Molecular function (GO): protein binding
Source: RefSeq, a predicted model, not a curated record